Messenger RNA from Frieseomelitta varia, 587 nucleotides. RefSeq names its product zinc finger HIT domain-containing protein 1. Gene Ontology annotation, biological process: chromatin remodeling. The record is from RefSeq and is a predicted model, not a curated record. Gene Ontology annotation, molecular function: nucleosome binding. Lineage: Eukaryota; Metazoa; Arthropoda; Insecta; Hymenoptera; Apidae. Gene Ontology annotation, cellular component: Swr1 complex. The coding region runs from base 1 to 465 and encodes 154 amino acids. The transcript is spliced from 2 exons.
AUGGCCGCACGAGAAUCUGGUAGAAUAAAAGAUGCAUAUCAAAAGAGAGUGCUUGAUGAAGCUGCUCGUAAACGCAGGCAAAAGAAAGCAUUGGAGGCUUUGGAACAAGAUAAUUUUCACGAUGAUCCUCAUGCUGAUUUGGUCAUGAGCAAGAAAGUUCCAAAGUUUCAAGAGACUUUAGAUAACAGAGGUGGCAGGAGGAAAAAGACCAGAUCGGCAGAAUAUUAUAAACAAAGAUUUCGCAAAACAUUUGCUCAGUUAGUAGAGGAGGAUCUCAAUAUUAAUCCAAAUUCACCUAAUUAUGUAUCUGCUCAAGCUCCACCAUCUAAGUUUCCUGAACGACAAUUUUGCGCAGUUUGUGGUUUUCCUAGCAAUUAUACAUGUAUUCCCUGUGGAGCUAGGUACUGCAGUAUGAAGUGUUUAGGUACCCAUCUUGACACAAGAUGUUUAAAAUGGACAGCUUAAACUGUCAUGUGAUUUAUGGUUCAGUUUUAUAUACAAAACAUUUCUUUUUUCUACCAUAAGCCUAAUAAGACUAAUGUAUAUAAGAAAACAAUAUUCAAUAAAAUUGUAUAUUUUUCUAUUGA